AUGCCUCUCUUAGACUCAAGACUUGGGCAGGACGAACAGCUUCUGAAUCACGUCUCCAAGAACGAAAGAAGAAAAGCCAAUCCCCUUGGCCUGGCUGGUUCAAUGCUUGAGAAAGAAUUCCAGGUGAUGGUUUGUUUACUGCUGGUGGAACUGUGUGAAAAAUUCACUUUCUUCGGCAUCGUCUGUAACAUGCUCCUUUUCUGCACCAUCAAGCUCGAGUAUCACAAUUACGAGGCAGCCAUGCUCAACGUUUGCUUUGUUGGGGCAUGCAUGGUGACCCCAGUUCUGAUGGGCUGGCUUGCCGAACACCCAGUGGGACGGAUCAGAUUGGUGUACCUCUGUGCCUUGCUGCAUUUUAUCGGUACAGCCCUAUUACCUGUGGUGGCCUUUCCUUUCGAGGAUUUUUUCAUAGAUAAGCACUAUGUCCUUCACACUUUGGCUAAAAGGGAGCAGAAAGCCCUCUUCUACACUGCAUUGUUGGCCACCUGCCUUGGCUCCGGAGGAAUAAGAGCCAUCGUGUGCCCUUUAAGUGUUUAUAAUCCUGAUGAACAUAAAUCGAAGGCACUUCUGUCAUUUUUCUACUGGUUUUAUUGGUUGGUCAAUCUAAGUUCAGCUGUUGUCUUUGUCAGCAUUUCUUAUAUCCAGCAGUCGGUGGCCCAAAACCUAGGCUUUCUUAUUCCGUUUGUUUCAGUCCUUAUGGGACUGAUCACAAUUCACAUGGCACGUAGCGAAAUGAUUUAUCAGCCUCCAAAAGGUAGUUGCCUGUUGACUGUCUGUGGCAUAGUCAUAAAUGCAUUGAAGGUGUGCUGCGUACAAUGCCGCUACUUCAGUGGGAACGUAACAAACUGGCUAGACCAUGCAAAGGAAAACUAUGGAGGCCACUACACUGAAACACAAGUGGAAAACACAAAAUUGCUCAUCCGUCUUUUUCCUUUAUUUGCCUUUCAAAUCCUCUAUAGAUUGUGUGUUAUGCAGAUUCCAUCAGGAUAUUAUCUACAGACAAUGCAUUCAAAUUUGAAUCUGAAUGGAUUUCUUUUGCCAAUCGCUGCCAUGAAUUUAAUAAGCAUCUUACCAUUUUUAAUUCUGGCUCCUCUUCUCGAGUGUGUCAAUGCUUGUCUGUUGAAUGCCAAAACAAGUGGAUGGUAUCCUAUGAUCUGUAUUGUUGUAGGUAACACGUCUGCUGCCCUUUCCAUGGCUGUUGCGGGGUUCUUUGAACUACGUAGGAAGCAUUUUCCUCUGGUUGAGCAGAUACUUUCAGGCAAAGCUCUCCUCGUUUCCUCUAUGUCGUGCCUCCAUCUGGCUCCACAGUACCUCUUGCUCGGUGUGGCAGAAACUCUGGUGACUCCCACCUGUGCCUUCAUUACAUUCAGAUUUCUGCCAGGCCAAAUUCGUGGGGUUGCCAUGCAAAUCUUAACCUUCUUCAAUGGAGCUGGCUGUAUCAUGGGGGCCUUCCUUAUCCAAACAACUUACAUUGGUUCACAAGGUGAGUGGUUUCCGAACAUUCUAAAUGAGGGUAAAUUUGAGAGAUUUUACUUCUUCUUGGCCUCAUUAAUGAUCAUGAACACACUGGGCUUCGGGACCAUUUCAUACAAAUAUAAUAAUCUGCAGCAAGACUAUGAUGAAGGAUUCAGAGGGAGCCUUCUUCAGGAGCAACUUUUACAGCAUGAGAAAUCACUUACAUUUUAUGAUAGCAUCCUGGAUUGCCCCUCUCCUUUGUCCCCGAUGGAGACUCUCCUGUGAACUUAUGCUCUGAAAAUGACUGAGAACUUGGUCCACUCUGUCUUCAGAUUAUUGUCUGUCAACUUUUAAUAAUGUGUUCCUUUCUUUGUUUAUGGAUUGACUUAGCAAUAGUGGAUUGUAGUUUAUCUUUUUCAUGUCUGCUUCUCUCUGUAAAAAUUAUCUCUAUAAGUUCAGGACCUACAUUUGAAUGAUUCUAAAUCCAUACAUCUCACUCUUUUUCCUAUUAAAGAGUGUUUCGUGGGUGACAGAGCCUUUUAAUAAGGCAAGUUGACUUUUUCUAAUGUCAUGUUCGAUAUGUAGUACAGGUAUCAGAUCUGGACUGCAGAAAUCCAGACAAUGGCAUCAAAGAGUUAGAUUUUUCUGUAUAUCUCUUCGCUGCCAUCUAGUGGUCAUCCAGAGUUUUGCAGACCAGAUCUGGUAGCCCUGUAUGUACAGAAACAUCUAUCUCUAAAAGAGUCUUUCAAACGGAAAGUUGUAUAGUGGGAGUUAUAAGAAACUUUAUUAGAUCCAAAGUCAUUUUAGAAUGAACUAAUGUUUCUUACAAUUCCCACUGUACAACUUUCCCUUUGGAAGACUAUUUUUUGGAGAUAGAUGUAGCGCUUAAUGAAAAAAGAAGACAGUUACUUCUGGAAUCCUUGAGUAGAAGCAGGAGACUCCUGUUCCAUUAGAGACAGUCCCCUUAUAAACUCCAUCACACUGGAGUGUAUACAAGGGGACUGUCUCUAAGGGAAUAGGAGUCUCCUGCUUCUUCUCAAGGAUUCUAGAAGUCCAUCUCACAGUGACAAAGGGAACGAAAGGUGUAUGUCCAGCCAAUGUUCAAGUGAAUAAGUGUAUAACUAAUAUACUAAAAUUCUCAUGAGUUAUUUACAGGGGCAAGGUCCAGCUCAUGAGUUAGAACUUUGCAAAAUCUUUUCUAAUGACCAAAGUUGAGCUUUGGAUGGCAGUCUGAGCAAAAACUUCAGGGUCAUGGGAUUACCCACUACAGCUACUACCUACAGCUUUUUGGCUUAACUGAACUUUGGGGUCUACCCUUAUUGCUAAUACCUUGUCUUUGAUUCUUGUGCUGACUUUAAACUCUGCCUGCUGCUACAUUCUCUGUUCAAACUCUAGGAAUUAAUCUUGUACUGCCUACUGAUUCUGCUGUAAAUGAUUGAACACCUGCAUAUUUGCUAUAGUUCCUGGCUCACCUGGCAGCCAUUGGCUGGAUGAAAACCAAGGAAAUUGACCAUGAACAAUGGUUAGCAGCAGUGUGCAGCAACAAGUGUAGAAUAAUACACAGAUCGGUUUAGCAUGGAACUCCAAGUUUAGCACUUAACCAUUCUUUGUUUGCUGAUGUCAAGUAUAGCAGUAGUGCAAGGAGAAUGUAUUUGUACUAGUAAAGCAGCAGGAAGGAGAAAGGUCUACCAGGUCUGGGCUGUACACCCUACCUCUUGCAAUAAUUUGUGAUGGGGACAUAGAUUUUACCACCAAACAAUAUAUUGUGAGUAAUCCUUGUUUGUAAUACACCACUUAUUUGUUUGGCUUGUUCUUGCAAGGGUAACUAAAGAUCUGCUUGCUUUAAAACAAAACUUGCUCUUGAUAAAAUUGAAAGUGUGAGAACUGGAUGCUUUAUAUUCCUCUCUUUCCCUUUCUUACACCUUUUAACUGGAUACUUUGCAAAUGCUCUCUAAUAAUAAUGGAUUUGGAAGUGUUCUCAUGAUUGACCAUUAUGCUUUAAUCUGAGUGGGUAAAGAAAGAAAAUAGUGCAAAUCCAACCUAAACUUAGGGAACAUUUGACUGAUUGAUUGAUUACAUACCAUCAAGUCAGUGUUGACUCUUAGUGAUUCCAUAGAUAGAUAUACUCCUGGAUGAUCUUUUCCAAUCAGGCCCUUCAGGUCUUCCAGAGGUGCAUCCAUCAGUGCUGUAAAUCAUCCAUUCACCUUGCUGCUGGUUGCCCUCUUCUUUUCUUUCCUUCCGCCUUUUCUGGCAUUAUGGACUUCUCAAGAAAGUUAGGUUUUUGUGUCCAAAAUAUGCUGAUUUGAGCCUGGUCAUUUGUACAUCAAAUGAGAACUGUGGAUUGAUUUCUUCUAUGAUUCAUUUGUAUGUUUUCUUGCCUAUCCAUAGUGUUCUCAGGAGUCUUCUCCAAUAGCAAAGUUCAAAGUGUCAGUAUUCUUUGUAUCCUACAAAAAGUCCAAUUUUUGCUUUCAUAGAUUGUCAAAAGGAAAGCCAUUGCUUGCUUGCAUGAUUCUGAUCUUUGUCGGCAUAGACAUAUCAUGGCAUCUGAAUAUCUUUCCAAGGCUUUCAUUGCUAUUCUAUCAAAUGCUAGUCUGCGGCAUAUUUCUUGAAUGCUUGUUCUUCUACUGUUGAUAGUCCUAAAUGACAGAAGCUCUUCACCACUUCAGUAUCUGCAUGUCAGUUCUAAAGCUGUUUGCUGUACCUGUUGUCAUCGCUUUGGUCAUCCUUAUAUUUAAGGAGAACAUAUACCUAAGAGUCCCCUUCAUGGAUCACUGCCUUGUCGUGGCGAAGGGGCUUGCGUAACUCAGUGAAGCCAUGAGCUAUACCGUGCAGGGCCACCCAAGACAAAUGUUUGAAGAAAAGUUUUGAACAGAGAUCCUUCUCCCCACUCCAUCAACAAAGAAUACUAAACAAUAGCAUUGCAGAAAAAUGUAAUCUUCAGAAAAACGCUAAGAGUGUGAUUUUUAGAAGUGACUAAAGAAAAGGAAACAUUAAAUUGCCAGGACAGGUCAGUGUUCUGUUAAUAAAUGAAACAAUACAUUAAAAAGUUAA
This is a messenger RNA of Python bivittatus (Burmese python), 4506 nucleotides long. It is a transcript of the gene SLC15A5, whose product is annotated as solute carrier family 15 member 5. The record is from RefSeq and is a predicted model, not a curated record. Lineage: Eukaryota; Metazoa; Chordata; Lepidosauria; Squamata; Pythonidae. Gene Ontology annotation, cellular component: membrane. Gene Ontology annotation, molecular function: transmembrane transporter activity. Gene Ontology annotation, biological process: transmembrane transport.